Molecule: messenger RNA, 706 nt
Organism: Macrobrachium nipponense
Lineage: Eukaryota; Metazoa; Arthropoda; Malacostraca; Decapoda; Palaemonidae
Product: cuticle protein 19-like
Exons: 3
Coding region: 66-569 (167 amino acids)
Cellular component (GO): extracellular matrix
Source: RefSeq, a predicted model, not a curated record
AUAUAAAGCGGAACGAGGUGAGCCAGUUUAUCAGUUGAGCUCUUACAGUUGAACCGUCAACAAACAUGAAGGCCGUAGUACUCGCACUCUCUGUGGCUGCUGUAGCCCUGGCUGCCCCUCAAGGGGGCUACAAUUACCAAGGUCCCGUCGUCCAGCCCCAAUAUUCAGCCCCUGCUCCCGAAUACAGCGACGCCCCAGCCCAGUACACCUUCCAAUGGGACGUCAACGAUCAGUAUUCCGGUAACUAUUACGGACACCAGGAACAGAGGGAUGGCCCCAACACCCAAGGAAGUUACUACGUCAGGCUGCCCGAUACCCGCCUCAUGAGAGUCGAAUACUACGUCGACGAAUACGGAUACCACCCAACUGUCACCUACGAAGGAGAGGCUCAGUACCCAAGCGCCCCUGCCCAGACCUACCAGCAGCCCGCCCCUGCUCCAUCCCAGGUCUACGUCCAGCCCGCCCCUGCUCCAUCCCAGGUGUACGUUCAGCCCGCCCCAGCUCCUCAGCAGACCUACCAGCAACCGGCUCCCACGCCCUCCCAGCUCUACGUCCAGCCAGGAAAAUAAGACAAGACGUUCAAUAGGUUCACCGAGGAAGUGAAUUCACCCGGGAAGGAUCCUUCGGAGCUGAAGCCUUUCGGAAUCCCGCUGUGCGUCUAAAGAGGGGAACAAAAAUUGCGCUUGCGCGAUAGCAUUUUUUUUUU